This is a messenger RNA of Amaranthus tricolor (Joseph's coat), 2285 nucleotides long. Its product is annotated as ethanolamine-phosphate cytidylyltransferase-like. Gene Ontology annotation, cellular component: cytoplasm. Gene Ontology annotation, biological process: phosphatidylethanolamine biosynthetic process. The transcript has 10 exons. NCBI's taxonomy places the organism in Eukaryota, Viridiplantae, Streptophyta, Magnoliopsida, Caryophyllales, Amaranthaceae. Gene Ontology annotation, molecular function: ethanolamine-phosphate cytidylyltransferase activity. The record is from RefSeq and is a predicted model, not a curated record. The coding region runs from base 374 to 1660 and encodes 428 amino acids.
UCCCUAUUUUCCAUUUCUCCAAUCUCAAAAAGAAACGUCUUUGUUUCAAGAUAUUUUUCUGCAUAAAAACAUUAUUAACAACAGAAAAAGAAAAAAAAAGAUUCAGCAAUUUGCUCAAAGCGGGAAAAAUAAAGGUAAAGAAUAUAUUCUAUUUCAUGAAAGUUUCCACCUUUUCUAAUUUUUGCUUCAAAAGAGGUUAAAGCUUUUGUUUUUAGUUUGAUUCCAUUGUACCCAGAUCGUUAAUUUUUGUGGGUAGUUCUGUUUUCUUUUCGAUUUGUGCUUUGCGUUCUUGGGUAUUAUCGAUCUGAUCCUGAAAGUUGUUAGUUGUUAGUCAUUAGACCCAGGGGUCCUGUGGGGAUCUGGGUUUGUAAGGAUGGAAUAUGAAAGUCAUAGAUGGAUUUGGGAUGGAGUUUGCUACUAUCCACAUUUAUUCGGAGGAAUAAUGGUCACAGCCGCCCUACUUGGUCUGUCAACGAGCUACUUUGGCGGUGUAGGAGUUCAGUAUCUUCCUUAUUUGGGGCCUGGUUUUGGAAUUUUGAAAAAGCAAGCACCUGAGAAAAAACGUGUGAGAGUAUACAUGGAUGGAUGCUUUGAUUUGAUGCAUUACGGUCAUGCAAAUGCUUUGAGGCAGGCUAAGGCUUUAGGAGAUGAACUAGUAGUAGGUGUCGUUAGUGAUGAAGAAAUUUUGGCUAACAAAGGACCUCCGGUGUUGUCUAUGGAAGAAAGGCUAGCUCUGGUUGGUGGUUUAAAGUGGGUCGAUGAAGUCAUUCCUAAUGCCCCUUAUGCAAUCACUGAGCAGUUCAUGAAAACUCUAUUUAAAGAGUACAAAAUUGACUACAUCAUACAUGGUGACGAUCCUUGCUUACUUCCAGAUGGAACUGAUGCUUAUGCUGCGGCAAAGAAAGCAGGCCGCUACAAGCAGAUCAAACGUACAGAAGGAGUUUCAAGCACAGACAUUGUAGGAAGGAUACUUCUAAGUGGUCAUGGUAAAAAUGCUCACAAAGAUGGUGAUGAUGCAACUUCAUUUGAGGAGUCCUAUGGCGUAAAGCAAGUCUCUACUACUAAGCAGCCCAAAGCUAGUCAUUUAUCUCAUUUUUUGCCCACCUCUAGGCGCAUUGUACAGUUCUCGAAUGGGAAGGGGCCUGGACCAAAUGCACGUGUUGUGUAUAUUGAUGGAGCAUUUGAUCUUUUUCAUGCCGGACAUGUUGAGAUACUUCGAGCUGCUCGACAGCUUGGAGAUUUCUUACUUGUUGGCAUUUACACAGACCAAACUGUUAGUGAAAUUCGUGGUGCUGAGUAUCCAUUAAUGAAUUUACACGAACGCAGUCUCAGUGUAUUGGGUUGUCGUUAUGUUGAUGAAAUUAUCAUGGGUGCACCAUGGGAGGUCACCAAGGACAUGAUAAAGACCUUCAAUAUAUGCUUAGUCGUACACGGGACAAAAUCGGAGUUGAAUCCUCUGGUCAAUGGGGAUUCCGACCCUUAUAGAGUUCCGAAGAGUAUGGGGAUUUUCAAGAUGAUUGAAAGCCCCAAGAACAUAACCACAUCCUCUGUGGCCAAAAGGAUUAUCAGCAAUCAUGAAGUCUACAAGAAACGAAAUGCUAAGAAAGUCGAAAGCGAGAAGAAAUAUUAUGAAGAGAAGACAUAUGUAUCAGGAGACUGAGAAUCCUUGAAAGCGAAAUGGCAAUCCCGAUUGAUUUCAGCCUCCCCGUUAACAGGCUUUAGUGGAUACAUGUAGAUUUUUGCAGAUAGAGAUACUUGUUGGCGGUCUCAAUGUUUACGAGAAGGUGAAGAGAAGUUAGCCGAGACAUCGUUCGAGAAUCCUGUGUUGCCUGAAGUUCUCUCUCGUUGCCUUGGUCGUCAAUCGUAAUGGAGUACAUCCUAAAUUAUUUCAUUAGCAGCGUAUGCUGCGCUCGUGUUUAUACCAAAACCGUGAACAUCUACCCUGUAGGAGGAAGUUUUGUUGUGGUGUAUUGUCUAUUUUCUUUUCUAUAGUUUUUUUUCUAAAAAAAGUUUAGGAAAUUUGUACUCCCUCAAUUCCACUAAGAAAAGCACCAUUUGACUCGAAUAUGUGAGAGGUUUUUGUAUUAAAUGAUGCUUUCUUAGGGGAUAAAGGGAGUAAUUUUUUGAAUUUUAUGAGAGAUUUAGCAUAAUGUUUUUAGUUUAUUUGUAAUAUUUUUAAUGUGCGUUUGCAUGAUUCAUUCUUGGAAAAUUGGAUUUAUGUAAAGGGCUGUGUGAUUGAAUCUUGAUGCUUCUAAUAACAACGUUUAAAUUAAUUUCCAUCCAAA